CUCCCCUGACACAGAAGCCCCUGCAGUCAUGGACACGUGCGUGCAAUACCCCAUGUCUGUAUUCACAGUGCAGGGGCAGGUGGCUCCUGUGUCCCCAAAUCAUAAGCCUCUUAAGAAGCAGAACAAGAUCAUUGGUCAAUGGGCGAUUCAACUGGCGUUAAUGGUCCUUGCUGUGCUGGCGCUUGUCGGAGCUGCCAUUGAGAUCUACAUUCUGAGAAAUCUACAGAGAAGUCUGGAAUCUACACAAGAAAUAAUGCAUGAAAAUUUUGAAGCACAAUACAUGACUAAAUCAAGUGACACAAGGAGCCCACCAGUACCCUCAGCUCAUGUCACAGAUUGCAAAUGGACAAACAAGAAUACAGGACCACAGCUGUUAUGGGAGCCAAGACAAGGUUCAUCAUUUCUCCAUGAGAUUCAAUACAGAAAUGGUUCUCUCCUCUUCAGUAAGACCGGGAUCUACUUUAUCUACUCCAAAUUGCAGCUGAGGUCUGUUGACUGUCCCAGAGUAGAUGCCUCCAACUUAUUUCAACAUGGGGUUUACAAGAAAAGUCCACACUUGCAGGAAGAGACAAUCCUUAUGGAAAAUAAAAAGCAGUUCUGCGAAACCCAAGGUGGUAAAAUGUGGAUAGGAAGCAGCUUCCUUGGAGGUACGUUUCAGAUAGACAAGGGCGAAGAGGUGUAUGUCAAGAUGUCCAAUAAAGAACUUAUCCAGGUCAAGGAUGGAACCAUAACCUUUUUUGGUGUUUUCAUGCUCUAGGAGGAGCACUUUAAAAUAUUUGCCCUGCACAGAGAGGACUAGACACU
This is a messenger RNA of Xenopus laevis (African clawed frog), 804 nucleotides long. RefSeq names its product tumor necrosis factor ligand superfamily member 14-like (gene tnfsf14.L). The coding region runs from base 29 to 757 and encodes 242 amino acids. The record is from RefSeq and is a predicted model, not a curated record. Lineage: Eukaryota; Metazoa; Chordata; Amphibia; Anura; Pipidae. The transcript is spliced from 4 exons.